Pteropus alecto (black flying fox) is the source of this 2638-nucleotide messenger RNA. RefSeq names its product N(alpha)-acetyltransferase 35, NatC auxiliary subunit (gene NAA35). The record is from RefSeq and is a predicted model, not a curated record. Gene Ontology annotation, biological process: N-terminal peptidyl-methionine acetylation. Bases 143 to 2320 code for a protein of 725 amino acids. The transcript is spliced from 23 exons. Gene Ontology annotation, cellular component: NatC complex. Lineage: Eukaryota; Metazoa; Chordata; Mammalia; Chiroptera; Pteropodidae.
AGUGGGUAGGGACCGCCCGUGUGGAGCCAUUGAUACUCCCUCUUUUCUGGCUCUGAAGGCUUCAGCCCCCCGCGCGUGUGGCGGACCCUAGGGACGUCAGGUCACCCUGCGGCCCCGGCCCUCCUGCCGCGCUUCAGGCAUAAUGGUUAUGAAAGCUUCUGUAGAAGACGAUGAUUCAGGAUGGGAGCUCAGUAUACCAGAAAAGAUGGAAAAAAGUAAUACAAACUGGGUGGACAUAACCCAAGAUUUUGAAGAAGCUUGUCGAGAAUUAAAGUUGGGAGAACUGCUUCAUGAUAAGCUGUUUGGUCUUUUUGAAGCCAUGUCUGCCAUUGAAAUGAUGGAUCCCAAGAUGGAUGCUGGCAUGAUUGGAAAUCAAGUUAAUCGAAAAGUUCUCAAUUUUGAACAAGCUAUCAAGGAUGGCACCAUUAAAAUUAAAGACCUCACUUUGCCUGAAUUGAUAGGGAUAAUGGAUACAUGUUUUUGCUGUUUGAUAACAUGGUUAGAAGGCCACUCUUUGGCACAGACAGUAUUUACAUGCCUUUACAUUCAUAACCCAGACUUUAUAGAAGAUCCUGCCAUGAAAGCUUUUGCUCUGGGUAUCUUGAAAAUCUGUGACAUAGCAAGGGAAAAAGUAAAUAAAGCUGCUGUUUUUGAAGAGGAAGAUUUUCAGUCAAUGACUUAUGGAUUUAAAAUGGCAAACAGUGUGACUGAUCUUCGAGUUACAGGCAUGUUAAAAGAUGUGGAAGAUGACAUGCAAAGAAGAGUAAAGAGUACUCGAAGUCGACAAGGAGAAGAAAGAGAUCCAGAAGUUGAACUAGAACACCAACAGUGUUUAGCGGUAUUCAGCAGAGUGAAAUUUACUCGAGUGUUACUGACAGUGCUUAUAGCCUUUACUAAGAAAGAGACCAGUGCAGUUGCAGAAGCUCAAAAAUUGAUGGUUCAAGCAGCAGAUCUUCUUUCUGCCAUUCAUAAUUCAUUGCAUCAUGGCAUCCAGGCUCAGAAUGAUACUACAAAAGGAGAUCAUCCAAUUAUGAUGGGUUUUGAGCCCCUUGUUAACCAGAGGCUACUUCCACCCACCUUCCCUCGCUAUGCAAAAAUAAUUAAAAGGGAAGAAAUGGUCAACUAUUUUGCAAGAUUAAUAGAUAGAAUAAAAACUGUGUGUGAGGUGGUCAAUUUAACAAAUUUACAUUGUAUCCUGGAUUUUUUUUGUGAGUUUAGUGAACAGUCACCUUGCGUUCUUUCAAGAUCCCUUUUACAAACCACUUUCCUGGUGGAUAACAAAAAAGUCUUUGGAACUCAUCUCAUGCAAGACAUGGUGAAAGAUGCACUUCGGUCUUUUGUCAGUCCUCCGGUGCUUUCCCCGAAGUGCUGCUUAUAUAAUAAUCACCAGGCUAAGGACUGUAUUGACUCAUUUGUUACUCACUGUGUUCGGCCAUUCUGUAGUCUUAUUCAGAUCCAUGGACAUAAUAGGGCUCGACAGAGAGAUAAGCUUGGUCAUAUUCUUGAGGAGUUUGCUACCUUGCAGGAUGAGGCAGAGAAGGUGGAUGCAGCCCUUCACACUAUGCUGUUAAAACAAGAACCCCAAAGGCAACAUUUGGCCUGUUUAGGUACCUGGGUCCUUUACCAUAACCUUCGAAUUAUGAUACAGUAUCUUCUAAGUGGCUUUGAAUUGGAACUCUACAGCAUGCAUGAGUACUACUACAUAUACUGGUAUCUCUCUGAAUUCCUUUAUGCAUGGUUGAUGUCGACAUUAAGUCGUGCCGAUGGCUCUCAAAUGGCAGAGGAAAGAAUAAUGGAAGAGCAGCAGAAAGGCCGUAGCAGUAAAAAGACAAAGAAAAAGAAGAAAGUUCGCCCACUGAGCCGAGAGAUCACAAUGAGCCAGGCAUAUCAGAACAUGUGUGCUGGAAUGUUUAAGACCAUGGUAGCAUUUGACAUGGAUGGCAAAGUACGAAAACCCAAGUUUGAGCUGGAUAGUGAACAAGUUCGAUAUGAGCACAGAUUUGCUCCGUUCAACAGUGUAAUGACACCACCACCAGUGCACUAUCUACAGUUCAAGGAAAUGUCUGACCUCAAUAAAUACAGCCCUCCUCCUCAGUCUCCAGAACUGUAUGUGGCAGCUAGUAAGCACUUUCAGCAGGCAAAAAUGAUAUUGGAAAAUAUCCCAAACCCAGACCAUGAGGUCAAUAGAAUUUUAAAGGUUGCCAAACCCAACUUUGUGGUUAUGAAAUUAUUGGCAGGAGGACACAAAAAGGAAUCUAAGGUACCUCCCGAAUUUGAUUUCUCUGCUCACAAGUACUUUCCUGUUGUGAAACUUGUUUGAGACUGAAGGGUGACCAUAAAAGGGUAAAAUCGAAUUUCAGAUUCUAUCCAUCCAUCAGUCUUACCACAUAACAUGAAGUGAAAUGGAUUUCUUGGAUAACAACCCAUUAUAAGGAAUACUUUUAAUUUGACAGCGACAUGAAUGAAAACUGCUGUUUUAAAGUGGUUUAUUAUGUCCAUGGAUGAAACUGGUCUUGUUGAAUGCAUUGAUGAGUGUUAUAUGGUUUUAUUACAGAUUUAAUCAUAAAUCAUUUUUUAUGAAUAAGAUUGAGUGAAAAUAGUGUUUGUAAAGGUUAAUAAAUUUCUUGACAAAAAUGCA